UCCCGUGUGACCUGCGGGACGGAGAGGAAGUCCCCAGUCAAGUGUGACGAGUGUGAGGGAGCGCGACCACAAGGAAGCAUCCGGUAAAGGGGCGUGGCAGUUUCACACGGAGUUUCAGUCGCCGCUCUCAACUUGGAACAGAAGGUUUGGUUUCGUGAGGACGCCAUGAAGAUUCUGUAGGCGCCGACUACAACGCUGCUGCCAUCUCCUUCAAGUGAAAUAUUGUUUUUUCUUUUAAACACCUGCUGAUCAUCUUGGUGAGGAAACACGACAAGAAGAGAACAUAAAGGAAGAAGUAAAGACAUGGCGGACUCACCUGACGCGUGCGUGACGGUGGACGAGGACACGCCGCUGAACACCGUCCCGGGGUCAGGCGAGAUGCAGCACGGCGCCGUGCCGGACGGCGCCAAGUGGGGACCUCGCUUCUACAACAAGCACCACAGGGUGUUGUCCAUCUGCAGCGUCGUCUGCGGCGUCUCCUGCAUCGGAAUCAAGGCGCUCAUCGAGUCCGUGAAGGCCGAGUGGGAACCGAACGAGAAGGCGUCCAGGAAGUUUUCGCGGCGAGCCAGAAAGUUUGCCAUCAUCUCCAUCGUGACGUGGUUUGCCAUCCUGGUCUUGGCGCCGCUCCUGAUGGCGCUCAUCUCCUACUUGGUCACGCUGCUAGACUGAGACGGACGUCACGGGAGAACACGCAGACUUGUACAAACAUGUUUAUAGGCUGAUAUUUAUUUAUUGUCCACCAUGACGACGCUCGGUAUAAAACUACAAGCUGGCGACAACUACUUCAUAACAAUUCCACAAUACUGAAGGCAGUAGAGAAGCCAAUAAAUUAGUCGACAUGGCAGUAACGUAAUUAUUGCAUUCUUACUUUAUUAAUAACUGCCUCUAUGUGUUGUGCUUUUAUAGAAAUAAACGAUUUUUAUA
Messenger RNA from Entelurus aequoreus (snake pipefish), 924 nucleotides. Its product is annotated as transmembrane protein 265-like. Bases 304 to 669 code for a protein of 121 amino acids. NCBI's taxonomy places the organism in Eukaryota, Metazoa, Chordata, Actinopteri, Syngnathiformes, Syngnathidae. The transcript is spliced from 3 exons. The record is from RefSeq and is a predicted model, not a curated record.